This is a messenger RNA of Notothenia coriiceps (black rockcod), 905 nucleotides long. RefSeq names its product serine/threonine-protein kinase NIM1-like. Gene Ontology annotation, cellular component: cytoplasm. Gene Ontology annotation, molecular function: tau-protein kinase activity; ATP binding. NCBI's taxonomy places the organism in Eukaryota, Metazoa, Chordata, Actinopteri, Perciformes, Nototheniidae. The record is from RefSeq and is a predicted model, not a curated record. Gene Ontology annotation, biological process: microtubule cytoskeleton organization; protein phosphorylation; intracellular signal transduction. The annotation marks the transcript as partial. The transcript is spliced from 2 exons.
UUACAGCAACUCUGGAGUUACUGUCACGACAACAACAUCGUGCACAGAGACCUGAAGCCAGAGAAUGUUUUCUACACCACCAGCCACUGCAUCAAGGUGGGAGACUUCGGCUUCAGCACGGAGAACCGGCCUAACGAACUGCUCACUAACUUCUGCGGCUCCCCUCCGUACGCUGCUCCUGAACUCUUCAAGGACAAAGGGUACAUCGGAUACUACUCGGACGUCUGGGCUUUGGGUAUUCUGUUAUACUUCAUGCUGACGGCCACUCUGCCUUUCUGCGGGGAGAAAAUGGGGCGUUUGAAGCACAGCAUCCUCCAGGGGGCUUACAGCAUCCCUGCGUAUGUGCCGGACCCCUGCAAGCUGGUGAUUAAAGGCAUGCUGCGACCUGUGCCUAUCGACCGCUCCACUCUCACGCAGAUUUUAAACAGUACGUGGCUAACGGGGAUCGACUACCCUCCCCCUUAUGUGUCGCUGCCCCUCUCCCCGGCUCAUUUCCUCCAGGCGAACCAGACUCUGAGCAUGGAGGAGGCGGAGGUGAAGAGCUCUCUGUCAGAUCUGGGGAUUGUGACGGUGCAUUUACAGAACAAUCAGUGUGUAGACUGCAGGAGUCCUCUGACGGGGACCUACAGGAUCCUGCUCCAUCGGGUCCAGAAGAGGAGGUCCGUGGAGGCCCUGGGGUAUUCCGCGCUCCAACCUGAUGAGUACGGGACCUCCAAACAGUGGUCUAUAGCUCCUGUGGACAAACACGAUCCCUCCGCUGUCUGUGUUGUACUGUGAAGAGAAAGAGUGGUGCAGAAACGAGUCCUAAACCCCGGAAGAGACUUGUCCCAUGUCUUGAAGUCCACGUUUUUUCAUACCUGGUUGUGGCUAGAAACCUAAAAUAAGGACUGAGGUUUAGACACACU